Messenger RNA from Triticum dicoccoides, 945 nucleotides. RefSeq names its product 60S ribosomal protein L10a-like. Gene Ontology annotation, molecular function: structural constituent of ribosome; RNA binding. Gene Ontology annotation, cellular component: large ribosomal subunit. Gene Ontology annotation, biological process: translation. NCBI's taxonomy places the organism in Eukaryota, Viridiplantae, Streptophyta, Magnoliopsida, Poales, Poaceae. The record is from RefSeq and is a predicted model, not a curated record. The transcript is spliced from 6 exons. Bases 126 to 776 code for a protein of 216 amino acids.
GAGCGUUUUAGGGUUUAGGCUCCCCGGCAUAGAUAUAAAACCAGGCUCUAGGGUUUCCACUCCGCCGCGCCGCCCCCUCCUCCCACCCUGCCUCGUCGCGGAACAGUGCUCCCACCGCCGGCGCCAUGAGUAAGUUGCAGAGUGACGCCCUGAGGGAGGCAAUCACAAACAUUAUCAAUGACUGCCGUGAGAAGAACCGCAAGUUCGUUGAAACCAUUGAGCUGCAGAUUGGUCUGAAGAACUAUGACCCGCAAAAGGACAAGCGUUUCAGUGGUUCUGUUAAGCUUCCUCACAUCCCUCGCCCAAAGAUGAGGGUUUGCAUGCUUGGUGAUGCCCAGCAUGUUGAAGAGGCAGGGAAAAUGGGCCUAGACUGCAUGGAUGUGGAAUCUCUUAAGAAGAUGAACAAAAACAAGAAGCUAGUCAAGAAGCUUGCAAAGAAGUAUCAUGCUUUCCUUGCAUCUGAGGCUAUCAUUAAGCAGAUUCCCCGUCUUCUUGGACCUGGUCUUAACAAGGCAGGAAAGUUUCCAACUUUGGUGUCUCACCAGGAAUCCCUUGAGUCCAAGGUUAAUGAGACCAAGGCCACAGUCAAGUUCCAGUUGAAAAAGGUGCUUUGCAUGGGUGUUGCCGUUGGCCACCUGGGUAUGGAGGAGAAGCAGAUCUUCCAGAACGUGCAGAUGAGCGUGAACUUCCUCGUCUCUCUGUUGAAGAAGAAUUGGCAAAACGUGAGAUGCUUGUACCUGAAGAGCACGAUGGGAAAGGUGUACCGGUUGUUCUAGACUCUAGUCUUCUAGGAUUUCCAGGAGAUUGACAACUUGGGAACUUUUGUUGCUUUCUCAAUUAUCAAAUUUUCGUGCGGGACGAGUGACAAUUAUUGUCUUGUACUGAGAUGGUUUGUUCUAUUGUCUGGAACUUGAUGACAUUUUAUCCGUUGCCCCUGUGCCUUCC